Dermacentor andersoni is the source of this 768-nucleotide messenger RNA. Lineage: Eukaryota; Metazoa; Arthropoda; Arachnida; Ixodida; Ixodidae. The record is from RefSeq and is a predicted model, not a curated record.
GCGCUUGGUCAUGCUUUCUGAAUAAUGCCGAAGUUCGAACUAAUUUCCAGGUACUAAUACAUGAAUUUUUUCCACAGGACCAAAAAGGCCAUGUGGGAGAAACUGGCCCAUGAGAUUAAUCAGGAGUUCCGAUGUCAUAUGACGCCUCUGCAAGUGGAGAAUAAAGGGAAAUCCAUGGAACGAGCGUAUAAGAAAACAAAAAUAAAGAAUAGUUCAUCCGGCCAUUCCCGUACAGCCUGCGAGUACGAAGGAGAGCUUUCCGAAGUGUUGGAGCGGGAGCACCACAUCACCCCUGUCGCAUUGCUCGCCCCGGGGAGGAUUGUUGCUAACAGGAAUGGCGAAAACAUCCUGCCGGAAAAUGGGCCUGCUGAUGAACCAGCCGAGGAGGCACCAGCCGAGGAGGUACGAGCACCCCGCAGAAGUGAAGUUGAACCUAGGAGAGGUCGUGGUGGUGGCCGCCACAUGGGCUCGUCGAUUGGCAGCCUGAUCAGUGUUUUGCAGGAAGCCAUCGCUGCGAAACAGAAGCAGCACGACGAAAAAAUGAAACUUCUUGAACAUCUCGUAAGCGCUACUGGAGUCGACCGGCUUCAGAAUCUCAAUGUGGCUGCCAUCAAUGCAUCCCACGGUGUUGCGGGGGCCUUUCCCGCCGCUUUUUGUCAGGAAGGCCAUUUUGCUGCGGGCCAUGUCGGCAGCGCUAGGACAGCAUAUGACUUCAGCGCUGAUCACCUGCAGAAAAUUGAGCACUCUCUGCAUGCACAGCACAACUGA